UUGUUUUCAUUCGCGGUUUAUUUCUUCUCCGUGCUGUUUUGUUAAAAAUUUGUUUUUAUUUUUAUUUUUGUAAAAAACACAAAUUUCCCUGCUAAUCAGAUUAAAAUUUUGUAUUCAAAUGAAAGAAAAACAAUCACCCAAUGAUGGUCAAAAUAAAUUCAAAGUACCCGUUGUGACAAUAUCCCAAAUAAAUGCUGAUGUUAUUUCACUUCUUGCAACAAAAUAUUGGUCAGCUGAAACCCAAGCUGACCAUCAGCCCUUCGAUCCGAAUGUUAUCGAAGAAAUCUAUGCAAAGGAAAUACAAGAUUCCAAACAUUCAAUUCGUCGCAUUAUGAUGCUCGAAUUCAGUCAAUAUUUGGAGAACUAUCUUUGGCCAAAUUACAAAGCUGGACAGGCGAGUCAUGCACAUGUAAUGUCCAUUGUUGUUAUGGUGAAUGAAAAGUUCCGAGAACGUGUCGAAGUUUGGCCAAUAUUCGAGACGAAAGCUGAAGAAUUCUCGGCAUUAUUUCGACAAGUUAUUGAAUCAUGUUUGCCGCGUGGUGAGAAUCUAAGUGCAUUUCAAAUUCGUGAACAAACUGCAUUGUUGGUUUUCAUUAAUCACUGCUUCAAUAGCAUGGAAAUUGAAUUGUGUCGAGAGCAGGCGAAGAGAUUGGUCUCGCUGUCGAUGUGGACAUGUUUGCAACCAAAACGCCGUGACCAAGAACUCCGAGACAUACCAGAAUGGAAGAAAUUUUGGAAAAAGAUUCAAAAAAAGGAGAAGACAGAAAACAAACCGGAAAUUGAUUGGGAAAGGCGUUUCCUUCAGAACUUGAUGAUAAACUUUCUUAAUAUUUUGGAAAAAAUUCCAGCCGAGGGACCGGUUAAUAAUGAUAUUGUUCAUUAUUGUGAACGGUUUCUUGAAUUUAUUAUCGAUUUGGAAGCACUCCUGCCGACACGUAGAUUCUUUAACACAGUCUUAGAUGAUUGCCACGUGUUGGUUAGAUGUCAGAUUUGCAAUUUGAUAAAACGAGAAGAAGGCAAAUUGUUUGGACAGUUAUUGGAAAUGCUCAAAUUCUACACUCGUUUCGAAAUCAACGAUGUUACUGGUGACCCACUGACUGACCACGAUAUGACACAAAUUCAUUACAAGAAAAUCACAUCUCUACAACGUGCAGCAUUUGCCAAAUUUCCAGAUUUGAAAAUGUUUGCUCUAUCCAACGUUGCCUCAGUCGAUACACGUGAAGCCCUCGAAAAACACUUUGGAGCUUUAAAUGCAAGCAAUUUAAAAGAAAUUGCCUCCUUUCUGAAUUUAGUUCCAGACGAACUUACAGAACCAUUUGAAUGGCAUCGUUUGGAUGAAGAAUUCCUCAAAGAAUUAUUAAUAUCACGUCAUGAGCGAUAUUCCUCUCAAUUGGAAGCUUUAAAUGAAAUGCCUCUUUAUCCAACAGAAAAUAUUAUUUGGGAUGAAAAUAUUGUUCCAACUGAAUAUUAUUCUGGUGAUGGAUGUCUUGCUUUGCCCAAAUUGAAUCUACAAUUUCUUACCCUACACGAUUAUCUAUUAAGAAAUUUCAAUCUGUUUCGACUUGAAUCAACCUAUGAGAUUCGCCAAGAUAUUGAAGAUGCUGUAAGCAGAAUGCUUCCAUGGCAAUCAGAAGAUGGUGAUGUUGUUUUUGGUGGUUGGGCAAGAAUGGCUCUGCCAAUUCAUUCAUUUGCUGUUGUUGAAGUAGCAAAACCUCAUAUUGGAGAAAAGAAACCAUCUCGAGUGAGGGCCGAUAUUGCUGUCACACUAAGUGUCCGCAGGGAAAUCAAAGAAGAAUGGGAGAAUCUAAGAAAACACGAUGUUUGCUUCUUGAUUACUGUUAAACCAACACAACCUUAUGGAACUAAGUACAACUCAAGGGAACCAUUUAUCCCUCAAGUUGGCUUGGUCACAGUUCGAGGUUGUGAAAUUGAAGGAAUGCUAGAUGCUAAUGGUCGAGUCAUAGAGGAUGGACCCGAUCCGCGACCUACUUUACCCGGAGAACAAAGAACCUUCCGUGUGUGGUUGGAUUCCAACCAAUAUCGUUUGGAUAUGGAUGCUUUACAGGAUGGAGCUGAUGAUGUUUAUGAAAGUUUCAACAUCAUUAUGCGUCGUAAACCGAAAGAAAACAACUUCAAGGCUGUAUUGGAAACAAUUCGUCACUUAAUGAACACUGAAUGUGUUGUGCCACCUUGGCUGCAUGAUAUUCUCUUGGGCUAUGGUGAUCCUAGUGCAGCUCACUACUCUCACAUGUCCAAUCAAGAGAAAUCCUUAGACUUUAAUGAUACCUUCCUUGAUAUUGACCAUCUACGUAACAGUUUUCCGGAUUAUGAAAUUAUUUGUCCAGAAGAAAAACCUGAACUCUUGAAAGCUCCAUUUCGACUUUCUUUUGGUGAUGUGCCUGAAAAAAAUGAUGAUAAUGAUGCAGAGAGUCAAAAUGAUGGCACACAACUUACAAAAACAAUUACAGUAAAGCCUUAUGUAUUUGAGUGUCGAGGUCCUUACAAGGACAAUGCUCCUAAAAAAAAUACUGUACGUUUCACUCCCACCCAAGUGGAAGCAAUUCGAGCUGGAAUGCAACCUGGAUUAACACUUGUCGUUGGUCCUCCUGGUACUGGUAAAACCGAUGUUGCUGUUCAAAUCAUCUCAAAUCUCUAUCACAAUCAUCCAAAUCAGCGGACAUUAAUUGUGACACAUUCCAAUCAGGCUUUAAAUCAGCUUUUUGAGAAAAUCAUGGCUCUGGACAUUGAUGAACGCCAUUUACUGCGUCUUGGUCAUGGUGAGGAGGCCUUGGAGACUGAAAAAGAUUUCAGUCGUUACGGAAGAGUCAACUACGUGCUAGCCAAGCGCUUAGAUCUACUUAAUCAAGUUCAAAAGUUGCAAGAAUCAAUUAAUGUUCAUGGUGACAAUGCAUAUACCUGUGAAACAGCUGGAUAUUUCUAUCUCUACAAUGUCAUGGCUCGUUGGGAGCAAUUUCUUAAUACAGCCACAGAAGCAAGUGUAAAAGACGAAGCGACGUGGAAGGCAGUUUUCGAUGAACAAUUUCCAUUUGCGAAAUUUUUCUCCGAUGCCACACAACCCUUAUUCAAAGGUGAAACAUUUAAAGACUACCUAUCAAUUGCUGAGAGUUGUUUCCGUUAUAUCACUCGAAUAUUCACCGAACUUGAAGAAUUUCGAGCUUUUGAAUUACUUCGUAGUGGUUUAGAUAGAUCAAAGUAUUUACUUGUUAAAGAAGCUAAAAUCAUUGCCAUGACUUGUACACAUGCGGCAUUGAAACGCAAAGAAUUGGUUAAUCUUGGUUUUAAAUAUGACAACAUCCUUAUGGAAGAAUCUGCACAAAUUCUAGAAAUUGAAACAUUUAUUCCAUUGUUAUUGCAAAAUCCUAUGGAUGGUUUUAAUCGACUGAAACGUUGGAUAAUGAUUGGAGAUCAUCAUCAAUUGCCACCGGUUAUUAAGAAUAUGGCUUUCCAGAAAUACUCGAAUAUGGAACAGAGUUUAUUCACUCGGCUGGUGCGAUUGGGUGUGCCCACGGUUGAUUUGGAUGGUCAGGGUCGUGCGAGAUCGGGUAUUUGUUCGUUAUACAAGUGGCGCUAUAAGAAAUUGGAUGAUCUUGAACAUAUUUUCCAAAGGGAUGAAUAUAAGAAAGCUAAUGCUGGUUUUGUUCAUGAUUAUCAAUUGAUUAAUGUUGAAGAUUUCAAUGGAGUCGGGGAAUCGGAACCUAAUCCGUUUUUCUAUCAGAACCUUGCAGAAGCCGAAUAUAUUGUUGCUGUUUUUAUGUACAUGCGACUUCUCGGCUAUCCAGCUGAGAAAAUCUCCAUUCUAACAACUUAUAAUGGCCAAAAGCAUCUUAUUCGCGAUGUAAUUAAUUUGCGUUGUGGCAAAAAUCCACUUAUUGGAUGGCCACAUAAGAUCACAACCGUCGACAAGUAUCAAGGUCAACAGAACGAUUACAUUUUAAUAUCAUUAGUUCGGACAAAAGCUGUUGGUCAUUUGAGAGAUGUUCGUCGUUUGGUUGUGGCCAUGAGUCGUGCUCGUUUGGGUCUUUAUAUAUUUGGCAGAGUAUCGUUGUUUAAAAAUUGCUUUGAAUUACGUCCUACUUUUGAAUUGCUCACGAAACAUCCUCAAGCUCUUCAAAUUCUUCCUGAAGAAACUUUCCCAGCAACACGAUUGAGUGGCGCUUCAAUUGAUGAUUCUCAGCUAAAGAAAAUCAAUUCGAUGUCUGAAAUGGCUGAAUAUGUCUACAAUCUCUACAUGAGUAAAGUUAAUGCUCUAAAGGAGCAAAUGACUGAAGUGGAACAAAUUUACGAUGAUUUACCCCAAGAAACAGAACAAAUGGACACAGAUUCACAAGAAAAGGAAAAUGAUAAUGAUGAAGACGAGACUGGCGAUGGGAUGAUACAUGAAAUUAUUGAAACAACUCCAGCUCCCAAGAAGAAAACGAAACCAGCAACAACAAAAGAGCCAGAAAAAUUUAAACAAACUCCUAUAAUUAAUGAAAUCGAUGAACCAGACAACUAAUAAACAAAACUAAAUCAACAUCCAUUUUAACUUGACAAAAAAAAAAUCAAAAACAAAAUUAUUUAUUUCUUUGGUGCUGUUAUUCCCUCCAAUUGUGCCUUUAACUGAGCAUUUGUCUUCUUCAAAAAUGCAACUUCUUCAGCAUAUUUCUUUUCUUCCGAAGCCCUUAAUUCAGCAUUACGUCGUUCAUUUUGUUCCGAUUUAAUUUUCAUAUCUGUUAUUAUCUCUUCCAAAGCUUCUUUAUCUAUUUCGAGUUGUUUUACUUUUUCCCUGAGUCGUUCUUUCUCUUCAUGAGCUUGUAAAGCUUUUCGCAUACCAAAUGCUACAGAACUACAAUACAACGUUUCAUAGGCUUCCAUAGACAUGGCAAUUUCAUCGCGAAUGCGAAGAAGCAAAAGUCCUCGUUCCGAACAAUUGAUUGUCACUUCACGGAUAAGUUCAUC
Episyrphus balteatus (marmalade hoverfly) is the source of this 4959-nucleotide messenger RNA. RefSeq names its product RNA helicase aquarius. Gene Ontology annotation, molecular function: helicase activity; mRNA binding. The transcript has 10 exons. Bases 119 to 4516 code for a protein of 1465 amino acids. The record is from RefSeq and is a predicted model, not a curated record. NCBI's taxonomy places the organism in Eukaryota, Metazoa, Arthropoda, Insecta, Diptera, Syrphidae. Gene Ontology annotation, biological process: mRNA splicing, via spliceosome. Gene Ontology annotation, cellular component: catalytic step 2 spliceosome.